AUGGUAGGGAGUGAGGUAUCAACAAGGCCAAGACUUGAGGAACAGUGCCCAGUUUGUGGUGAUCGUGUCUCCGGAUAUCAUUAUGGGCUACUUACCUGCGAAAGUUGUAAAGGAUUCUUCAAGCGGACUGUUCAAAACAAAAAGAGUUAUCAAUGUGCAGCAUCUUCAAAUUGCCCGGUUGACAAGGCUGGUCGUAAGCGUUGUCCACGAUGCCGUUUUGCGAAAUGUCUUCAACAAGGAAUGAAAAUAGAAGCUGUUAGAGAAGAUCGUAUGAGAGGCGGAAGGAACAAAUUUGGUUCGUACUAUAAGAGAGAUCGAGCUCAACGAAUGCAACGAAAUACGUUGAAAGAUACGAGUAUUGUGGAUCUUGCUGGUAUGGAACAAACCGUUACCAGUAGCACUGAACCAAUAGUGAUGACAUAUUCGGACGACAAAUCGAAGGUGAAAUCCGAAUAUGACUCCGUGUUGCAAUGUUUGACAUUGUCAAGCAGUACUCCAGUGCAUCAUGUACCUCCAGCAUCAGCACAUAGACCACCACCGAUAACGCAUGAAAACGAAGGACUUGCCGGUCUACUUGGUUGUUCUAUCGACUUUCCAAACUACCGUAUCAAACCUGAACCAUUUGAACCAACCACGACAACAGAAUUUCAACAACGGCUACCGUAUCACGGUCAUCCGAUUGACGACGGUGGAUUUCGUGAUAACCGUAUUCUACCUGUUUGCUCAACACCGUCGGAAAAGCACGUGGGCAACGAAUUUGAACGUUCAUCGUCAACACUUUCCAUCAUGCAUGAUUCGUUGCCGGACGAUUCAAGGUUGUACUGUUUACUGCAUAAAUGGCCAAGAUGGGAACCAUUUUCAUUUUGUGUCUCAGCUGUUGAGGACAAUCUCGGACAAUUAGUAGCAUGGGCGAAAGCGGCACCAUAUUUUCGUGAACUAGAGAUGGCCGAUCAAAUGCAACUUUUACAUGCAAGUUGGGCUUCCGUUCAUAUAUCGGAUUUCACCUAUGCUGCCGUUAUCGGUGCGAUUCCGGCCAGUAUAAAAAUGAAUAACGGAAUUGAGGUCCCAUCAGGACUGGCGGCUGUGAUGGGCGACUGUUCCCUGUUGACUCUAUGGACUGAUAUUGUACAUCUAUUAGCAAGUCGUGGAUUCACGCGAGUGGAUUUAGCAGCAUUUCGAUACCUAGCGUUGUUCCAUGAGGACGGUGAAAGUCGUGUGGAGAAUCGUGCACUAAUCCGUGCUGCUAGGGAUUCGCUAAUUAGAUGUUGGGGAGAGUAUCGAGGAUCCGAUGUUGCUCUGUUACCACAAUUUGCUGCCUUUCUACGAAUAAGAUCAUUGGCUCAAUCCUGCCAAAAUUUCCUGAUCGCACGACGUGUCGGUGGUGUAGUGGGCUCAUCGCUUCUGGCUGAAAUGCUUUCGUCAUCAAUCCAGACAACCUGCGCACGUUGA
This is a messenger RNA of Necator americanus (New World hookworm), 1449 nucleotides long. RefSeq lists its product as uncharacterized. Gene Ontology annotation, molecular function: nuclear receptor activity; RNA polymerase II cis-regulatory region sequence-specific DNA binding; zinc ion binding. The transcript is spliced from 12 exons. Bases 1 to 1449 code for a protein of 482 amino acids. Lineage: Eukaryota; Metazoa; Nematoda; Chromadorea; Rhabditida; Ancylostomatidae. The record is from RefSeq and is a predicted model, not a curated record. Gene Ontology annotation, cellular component: RNA polymerase II transcription regulator complex. Gene Ontology annotation, biological process: tissue development; hormone-mediated signaling pathway; regulation of transcription by RNA polymerase II.